UUUCUUCCACUUAAUUUUCACUUAAAAAACACCCGCAAAAAAAAAAAGCACUUCUACGAUUUACUAUUACAAUUACUCCAUCUCCUUUCCUUUCUAUUUUUGGGUAUUCUUUUCUAAAUUAGGGGCAAUGGAAGUGGAGCAAGUGGUGACGGCGGCGGGUAAAAAGGCGAUCUUCCAAUUAGAGAGGAUGAAUUCAGAUCGGGAUCGGGUUCGGGUCAAGAGGAAAACCCUAGAAGCUGUGCUCGGAGAGUGCCAUAGAGCUCUCCAAUUGCUCAGCACUGCCGGUUGUAUCGACGAAGAAGACGGCGAUGAUGUCGACCACGAUGAACCAGCUAGUCACCAUUAUGAAGUCGAUGACGACGGGCCCUCCGGCGGAAGCUCUUCGCCCUCUCCUAGCCGGGAUAAAGAGACCUCCGAGUGGUGCGAUCUUAUCAAAUCAAGAGUUGAAUGUACUGAUUUCCUUGAAAAGCUUGAGAAUGCCCAGGCAUCAGUUCCACAAAACAUAGCUGAAGAAGGCACUUCAUGGGACAUGGUCGAUGAGAAUGAUCUGUGGGAAGGUGGAAAUUCCGAGUUAGAUCAAGAAGACUAUGUUUUGGUUAGGCAAGAGGAUAUUGUGGAUGGUAUAGCAUGUUUCAUGGCUGCAUAUUUGCUGUCUCUUAAACAGACAAAGGAGUUGACUCCAAACCAACUUCAGGAUGCCCUUUGCAAGACAUUUUCUGUAAAAAAGAAAAAAGGAAAACUUCGGAAGGCUUGGGAUGGGAGCAAAGUUAUCUACAAUGUGGCAUCCUGGGGAGCUACAGCCAUUGGCAUAUACCAAAACCCUGCGAUUCUGCAGGCUGCCUCAGCAGCAUUCUGGACUUCCUGCCGUGUAAUAUCAAAGCUCUUCUGAGCAGUAUGGCACACUUUGGGGGAAUCAAUCGUGUGCUUCUGCUGCCAAAAGUGCUUCCCUAUUCUUUAGGAAUGUGUAACAUAAAUGCCAUUCAUUGUGUGUUUGUUGCAAUUGAUAGCUCCAAUGUUGUUUAACCCUGUAAAUAUUCUUUCAAUGAAUACUUGUCUUCUUCCACGGGUCGAACCAA
Coffea eugenioides is the source of this 1076-nucleotide messenger RNA. RefSeq lists its product as uncharacterized. The transcript is spliced from 6 exons. Lineage: Eukaryota; Viridiplantae; Streptophyta; Magnoliopsida; Gentianales; Rubiaceae. The coding region runs from base 128 to 889 and encodes 253 amino acids. The record is from RefSeq and is a predicted model, not a curated record.